UCUCUUCUCUAUAAACACAUUCAUUCAUUCUUCUAAAUAUUUGUGUUCUAUAGCCACUACAUCAACUAUUGUCAAGAUGCGUUUUACUUCUAUCAUCGUUGCCGCUCUUCCGCUUGUCGGCUCUGUCUUCGCUGCCCCCUUCGCUGAGAAGGAUUCUAUCGCUUCUUCCCCCGACUUGGUCAAGAAGGAGGUUAACGUCCUCUCUGUCGUCAAUGAAGUCCAGUCUAGGGUUAAUGCUGCUGCCGCCAUGCCCCGCCAGUCUCAAGCGGAUGUUGAGGCCUGUCUCAACACUGUCAUUGAUGCCUUUAACUGGUGCGGUGGCCAGCUCGGUAUUGACGUUUCCGCCAGCGCCAGCGCCAAUGCCGGUGCUAGCAUCCAUUACUUGCGUCGUGAGAUUAUUGCCCGUGAUGACGACAAGGAGGCUGUUGCUCAGGCACUCUCUAGCGUUGUUCAGACCGUUAAUGUCGGCAUCGUCCAGCAGAUCCCCAGCCAAUUCAUCAACAUCCCUGGCGUCUCCAACCUUGUUAACCAGCUUGACAUUGCUCUCAGUCUCAUCCUUAAGGGUGUUGACGCUAUUCUCGCCGGUGUCCUCUACCUCGUCAAGGCCCUUCUCAUCGAUGUUGGCAUCAUCCUCGACUCGCUUCUCGGCGGUCUCCUUUCCAUCCUUUAAGUGUUGGAGCCAGCAAGACGUGCAUACCCUCUAUAUUCGGUAACGUAGUAUUACGGUCAGUUGAAGCCUAUUCAUAGUUGAUGAUGUGAUGCAUAUUAUCUUUGU
Molecule: messenger RNA, 775 nt
Organism: Cryptococcus deneoformans JEC21
Lineage: Eukaryota; Fungi; Basidiomycota; Tremellomycetes; Tremellales; Cryptococcaceae
Exons: 3
Coding region: 77-670 (197 amino acids)
Source: RefSeq, a predicted model, not a curated record